AGCUGUCAGCACAGAGCCUGACAGGGGCCUCGAACUCAUGAACCGUGAGAUCAUGACCUGAACCAAAGUUGGACACUUAACUGAGCCACCAGGUGCCCCUGAGAAGGGACAUUUUUAAAUUAAAGGGUGUGAACUCUUUAAGGGUACAAAGCUCUUGCUACAUAUUGAUGUCUUUUUUUUGAAAGUUUGUACCAAGUUGUACAAUAUACUCUUUCUUGCUCUUACCAAUCUUGGCAUUUUGAAAUGCCAAGAAUAGUGUUUUAAUUUGAAUUUCUAAAUUUUUAGUGAGUUUGUCCAAUGCCCAUUUUUUUCUCUUACAGAGUAUUUUACUGAUUUAUAAGAGCUUUUAAUAUAUAUCAAUUUUUAAACCUUUUUUUGUAUGUAUUGCAGAGUGUCUUUUCUUAUUUGUCUUUUGCCAGUAACCUGUGAAUUGGUCUCCCUUGUUACAGGUUUAAUUAGUUUUGUACUAAUUCUAGUUCUGUAUCAGGAAGACUGAUAUGGCUUCAAACAACUUUAUAUAUUGUGUUAAUAGUUUUUAAGUGUUUUCUUAUGUAAUAUAGAGUAUCAAGUCUUAAACCAAAGAUUCUCAAACUUUAGUAUGAACAGAAGUGUCUCAGAGGUAUGUUUAAAAUGCAUAUUACCAUAUAUAGAUGGAGUUAGUCUGACCUGGGGCUGAAGGAUCUUCAUUUUUAAUAAUUCCAUAUUUUGAUAUGAUUGAUAAACAGACCACCCUUUGAGAAACACUGUUUUAAACGCCUUAGCCUGGCAUGCAAGAUUUUGCAUGAUCUGUUUCCAGCUUAUUUUAUUUGCUUCUGUUCAUUCCCUAUGUGAACAGUGGUCUUGCUGUAGUGUCCAUGCAUUGUUUCCCAAGUAAUACGUAGACCACCCAUCUCCAAGCCAUUGUGGCUACAGGUGAUCUGUAAGUGUGAGAUGGUCAUACGCUAUUCUUCUCCCCUCCCAUUUCUUCUGCUUGCCACCUUGUCCAAAUCUUGACUUCCCUUUAAGAUGCAACUCUGCUUUUUUAUGAAGUCUUCUCUGACCAUUUUAAGCAGUUUGAGUUUUUUCCCCUCUAUGAUCCUAAGCACUCGUGCAACCUUUCAGCAUUUCCUGCAUUGUCGAGUUUUGUUUUUAUGUGAAUGAUCUCAAAUUGUUCAUUAUUUGUUGGCAGGGAUUUUGCCUUAUAUAUAUUUUUUUAUCUUCCACAGGACCUGUGUGGAAAUAAAAACGAAUGCCCGUAGCCUCAUUAGUCUUGGCUAUUUUGAAGGACUACAGUAAAAUAUUCACUGGAUAUUCAGUGAAUAUUUUAGAAUUUAAAUCAAUCUGUUCAUCUUGUCCACUCUGUCCAUACAUGGCCUUUAUGAUUCUGUAGACUUUGUUUAUGUAAUCUCUAAGGCUUGGUUGUUAGAGAUUGAAGAGGUCCCUCAUUUUUCUAGUUUUUCCUCAUGGCUUCACCUCAUGUUUGUUAGUCUGUAGAUUGUUUAUGGAUUAUCUGCAACUCUAAUUUUAUGCACUAUUCCAGCUAAAGAUUAUUAGUACUAUUUUUUUCUGAUAGAUUUUGGACUUUUAUAGGAAGGAUGCCUUACAGAAUUGAAAAGGAUGCCCUUGAGAGUAUGGUAAUUUCUAGGCUGAUGUAUUACAGAUCUCUCCCUGACAGGUCCAAACCAAGUCGUCAGAUCCCUGACAUAGACUCACAGUCUUAUCCUGAUACCCCAAGUUGUUUCUCCAAUGGUUAGAACUUAAGAUUGACACUGGGGAAAGGGAGAAGGGGGUUUCUGCAUUUCCUCAGCCUGGAUAUUCUGCCAGCCCUGUUGAGUAGCAGUUUAGAGAUGCUUUCCCUUUAUUUCUGCCUAAACCAGCCCCUGGGAAAAUGAACAACAGCAUAUUCUGGGGAGAGAAUGAGGUUGGUGAGGGCAGUCUAGUCAACAUCUGUCACUCCAUUGCUUGUCAGGAUUCUUUUAGCCGAUUUGUCUGACUGGGCAGGUGUCCCCUCUCUCCCUCAGUGCUCCAUGUGCAUCCCUCUUGAAGCUUCGCACUCUGUUGAAGAGGACACCAUCCCAGUCAUUAUUUAGAAGCGAGGUCCUUGAAUGAGAGAGAUUAUCGGGACCGGAGAUAUGUUGAUGAAUAUAGAAAUGACUACUGCGAAGGCUAUGUUCCUAGACAUUAUCACAGAGACGUUGAAAGCAGUUAUCGAAUCCACUGCAGUAAAUCUUCGGUCCGAAGUAGGAGAAGCAGUCCUAAAAGGAAGCGUAAUAGACACUGUUCAAGUCAACAGUCACGUUCGAUGAAAUCGUGGACACUUUGGGUGAGGGGGCCUUUGGCAAAGUUGUAGAGUGCAUUGAUCAUGGCAUGGAUGGCAUACAUGUAGCAGUGAAAAUUGUAAAAAAUGUAGGUCGAUACCGUGAAGCAGCUCGUUCAGAAAUCCAAGUAUUGGAGCAUUUAAAUAGUACUGAUCCCAAUAGCGUCUUCCGAUGUGUCCAGAUGCUAGAGUGGUUUGAUCAUCAUGGUCAUGUUUGUAUUGUGUUUGAACUGCUGGGACUUAGUACCUAUGAUUUCAUUAAAGAAAAUAGCUUUCUGCCAUUUCAGAUUGACCACAUCAGGCAGAUGGCAUAUCAGAUCUGCCAGUCAAUAAACUUUUUGCAUCAUAAUAAAUUAACCCAUACAGAUUUGAAGCCUGAAAAUAUUUUAUUUGUGAAGUCUGACUAUGUAGUCAAAUAUAAUUCUAAAAUGAAACGUGAUGAACGCACUCUGAAAAACACAGAUAUCAAAGUUGUUGACUUUGGAAGUGCAACAUACGAUGAUGAACAUCAUAGUACUUUGGUAUCUACACGGCAUUACAGAGCUCCAGAGGUCAUUUUGGCUUUAGGUUGGUCUCAACCUUGUGAUGUUUGGAGCAUAGGGUGCAUUCUUAUUGAAUACUACCUUGGUUUCACAGUCUUCCAGACUCAUGAUAGUAAAGAGCACCUGGCAAUGAUGGAACGAAUAUUAGGACCCAUACCAACACACAUGAUUCAGAAAACAAGAAAACGCAAGUAUUUUCACCAUAACCAGCUAGAUUGGGAUGAACAUAGUUCUGCUGGUAGAUAUGUUAGGAGACGCUGCAAACCAUUAAAGGAAUUUAUGCUUUCUCAUGACGAAGAACAUGAGAAACUGUUUGACCUGGUACGAAGAAUGUUAGAAUAUGAUCCAGUGAAAAGAAUUACCUUGGAUGAAGCCUUGCAGCAUCCUUUCUUUGACUUAUUAAAAAAGAAAUGAAAUGGAAAUCAGUGGUCUUACUAUAUACUUCUCUAGAAGAGAUUACUUAAGACUGUGUCAGUCAACUCUAAACAUUCUAAUAUUUUUGUAAACAUUAAAUUAUUUUGUACAGUUAAGUGUAAAUACUGUAUGUUUUGUAUCAAUAGCAUAAUUACCUUGUUAAGCAAGUAUGGUCUUGAUAAUGAACUAUACAAGUUAAAUUUUUUUCUUUUUGAGAUUAAUUACCAUUUUUAAAGACCUUUGGAAUAUUCUUUGUGUCCAGUGAUAAACGUGAUUGAUCUUGUCUUUUGUACAUGGAGGUCAACUCUUUGAAGUGAUUUUUUUGAGUAAAAGGAAAUCUUGACUACUUUAUUCUUAAUGAAUAUUCUUUAUAUACCUCAAAUUCAGAACUUUUCUUAACUUUAAAGUUUUUUUCUGUAAUUGUUGAACAGGUAAUAAGUAUUAUUAACUCCCAAUAGGCAGGUAUUGGAAACCAAAACCCAUAGGAAAUGUUUACUGUUGGAAUUUCAUUAAAUUUUAAGAAUUGUG
Molecule: messenger RNA, 3780 nt
Organism: Prionailurus viverrinus (fishing cat)
Lineage: Eukaryota; Metazoa; Chordata; Mammalia; Carnivora; Felidae
Gene: CLK4
Product: CDC like kinase 4
Exons: 11
Coding region: 2347-3252 (301 amino acids)
Biological process (GO): protein phosphorylation; regulation of RNA splicing
Cellular component (GO): nucleus
Molecular function (GO): protein tyrosine kinase activity; ATP binding
Source: RefSeq, a predicted model, not a curated record